Musa acuminata AAA Group (dessert banana) is the source of this 1795-nucleotide messenger RNA. RefSeq names its product alcohol dehydrogenase 3. Gene Ontology annotation, molecular function: S-(hydroxymethyl)glutathione dehydrogenase [NAD(P)+] activity; zinc ion binding. Bases 123 to 1541 code for a protein of 472 amino acids. Lineage: Eukaryota; Viridiplantae; Streptophyta; Magnoliopsida; Zingiberales; Musaceae. Gene Ontology annotation, biological process: formaldehyde catabolic process. The record is from RefSeq and is a predicted model, not a curated record. The transcript has 10 exons. Gene Ontology annotation, cellular component: cytosol.
CAAUCGUUAAGUGCUAUGUAUUUCUCUGGCUAUAAAAGGCUUGUCCGCACCUCCAUUCCUCACCAAGUUAGCUAAAGAGAGAGAAAAGCUUGUGGGAAGUGAUCGCCAAGUGUUGGAGAGAGAUGGAGAGCACAGUUGGGCAGGUCAUAAAAUGCAGAGCUGCUGUUGCAUGGGAGGCAGGGAAGCCAUUGGUGAUCGAAGAGGUGGAGGUGGCACCACCUCAGGCGAUGGAGGUUCGAUUGAAGAUCCUGUACACAUCACUCUGCCACACUGAUGUUUACUUCUGGGAAGCCAAGGGUCAAAAACCAAUCUUUCCAAGAAUCUUGGGCCAUGAGGCAGCAGGGAUCGUAGAGAGUGUUGGAGAGGGAGUGACGGAUCUGGCACCAGGGGAUCAUGUCCUCCCAGUCUUCACAGGAGAAUGCAAAGAAUGUGCACACUGCUUGUCCGAAGAGAGCAACAUGUGCAACCUCCUGAGGAUAAACACCGACAGGGGAGUGAUGCUCAGCGAUGGCCAGUCGAGGUUCACCAUCAAAGGCAAGCCCAUCAACCACUUUCUUGGCACCUCCACCUUCAUCGAGUACACCGUCGUCCACAGCGGCUGCGUCGCCAAGAUCAAUCCCUUGGCCCCCCUCGACAGAGAGGGAGUGACGGAUCUGGCACCAGGGGAUCAUGUCCUCCCAGUCUUCACAGGAGAAUGCAAAGAAUGUGCACACUGCUUGUCCGAAGAGAGCAACAUGUGCAACCUCCUGAGGAUAAACACCGACAGGGGAGUGAUGCUCAGCGAUGGCCAGUCGAGGUUCACCAUCAAAGGCAAGCCCAUCAACCACUUUCUUGGCACCUCCACCUUCAGCGAGUACACCGUCGUCCACAGCGGCUGCGUCGCCAAGAUCAAUCCCUUGGCCCCCCUCGACAAAGUGUGCGUGCUCAGCUGCGGCUUCUCAACUGGCUUUGGUGCCACUGUCAAUGUCGCCAAACCAACGAAGGGCUCGACGGUGGCAGUUUUCGGACUGGGUGCAGUAGGCCUUGCUGCCGCGGAAGGUGCAAGAGUCUCAGGGGCUUCAAGGAUCAUUGGAGUUGAUGUGAACCCCAAGAGAUUUGAAGAAGCCAAGAAGUUUGGAGUCAACGAAUUCGUGAAUCCAAAAGACUAUGACAGACCUGUUCAGGAGGUGAUUGCUGAAAUGACCGGCGGUGGAGCCGACCGGAGCGUGGAGUGCACCGGGAACAUCGACGCCAUGAUAUCUGCGUUCGAGUGCGUUCAUGAUGGUUGGGGAGUGGCUGUGCUGGUUGGUGUGCCUCAUAAAGACGCUGUCCUCAAGACUCAUCCUGUUAAUUUCUUGAACGAAAGGACCCUCAAAGGGACUUUCUUCGGGAACUACAAACCUCGAUCUGAUCUCCCCUCAGUGGUUGAGAGAUACAUGAACAAGGAGAUAGAGUUGGAGAAGUUCAUCACGCAUGAAGUGACCUUCUCAGAGAUCAACAAGGCAUUCGACUACAUGCUCCAAGGGGCCAGCCUCAGGUGCAUCAUCCGCAUGGAUGGCUGAGGCUUGUCCUCCUCCUUCCUCCAGGAUGCAGCUACAUACCGUAGAACCUCAAUUACCUUGCCUUGACUUUUACUAAAAUGGAGUGUAUUUUUAUUUCUGUAAUUAAUGCUUGCCGUAAAUAAUGCAAGAUGCCCCUAUAGCUCAGUGGUAGAGCGUCAGUCUUGUAAACUGAAGGUCUGUAGUUCGAUCCUGCAUGGGGGCAUUUUGUAUUUUAACCUUUUUUGUUAAUAUUGAAUAAAUAAACAUUGUUGUAA